GAAUUCCAGAUAACGCAUUCUCUAUACCAUAUGGAAUGAUUUGUAUCCUUGUCUGGUUUUCCGGGAAGAAUUUAUUAAUUUCUUUCAGGAAUUUGGCCCAGUUGACUUUCUCGGGAAAACCCAACUCCAGUCCUGCCAACCUGUUUCAUAUAUAUGGGCUGCCACUCUUUUCAUAUAUUCCCAGUCUCACCCAUCUCCUCCUUCCUCAACUGUUUCUCCUUUCUGGUAUUUCUUCUUUGCUUCAAAACCCUUCAUUUGUUUAUUACUUGUUCAAUGUUGACGUGAUUGAUCACCCCUGUUUCGGGUAUUUGAAUUUAUACCCGAUUGUGUUGAAAGAAUCUGUAUUUGGGUUUGUUAAGGUCCGCCAAACCCAAUUGUUGAAAGAAUUGCACUGUCAGAGAUGACUGUUGAGAAUCAAGACCUGAAAAAGAAGUCUUUUAUUCACAAGAUUUUCACCAUGAAAGACAGAGAAGUAAUUGGCUCAUCUGAUUUUCCUGAAAUACAAUCUGAUCCGGUGCUUGACAGUCAAUCAAUAAGUGGCACAGGUGGUCAAAUGCCUGUUGGUCGAGAUGUUCAGUCCUUUCGAGUGUUUGUAGCAACCUGGAAUGUAGGAGGGAAAUCUCCCCAUAGUAGCCUUAACCUGGACGAUUUUCUUCAGGUUAAUAAUCCGGCAGACAUAUAUGUUUUGGGUUUUCAGGAAAUUGUUCCUUUAAAUGCUGGAAACGUGUUAGUUCUAGAAGAUAAUGAACCUGCUGCAAAAUGGCUUGCUUUAAUCAAUCAGUCGCUGAAUAAAUCAACAAAUGGAUCUUCAAGACUUACAGCGAGCCUUGGUGGUUCAUUGUUUUUCUCAAAACCGUCCCUCAAAAAGGUCAGCAAGUCUUUUCGAACAGAGAGCAAGAGAAAGCUGAAGAGUUGCAACUGCACUUAUGAACUAGAAAGGAAGCAUAGUAAAGAUUUCUGUUUUCGAUGCCAACAACCAAAUAUAAAUGAAGAUGAUUUGUCUUCUGAACCAGAUGAAGAGGGAUCUAAUGGCUUUGAUAUCUCAGAAAUGUCCAUUUCUUCUACUACCAGCCAGAUGAAGUAUAGCCUUGUAGCAAGUAAGCAAAUGGUAGGCAUUUUUGUUACUCUUUGGGCAAGGAAGGAGUGUGUACAAUAUGUUAGUCACUUGAGAAUCUCCUGCAUUAGUCGUGGCAUCAUGGGCUGUCUUGGAAACAAGGGUUGUAUUUCGGUCAGCUUUCUAUUCCAUCAGACAACCUUUUGUUUCGUCUGCAGUCACUUGGCAUCCGGAGAGAAAGAGGGGGAUGAGCUUAGGAGAAAUAUGGAUGUCUUAGAGAUUCUUAAGAAUACACAGUUUCCUAAGAUUUGCAGAACAGCUUAUAGUAGGGUUCCAGAUAAAAUCCUAGACCAUGACCAGGUCAUAUGGUUAGGGGACUUGAACUACCGCAUUGCAUUGAGCUACUCUGAAACCCGGAAACUUUUAGUCGACAAUGACUGGGAUACGCUUCUUGAUAAAGAUCAGCUCAAGAUUGAAAGAGAAGCAGGGAGAGUAUUCAAAGGAUGGAAAGAAGGAAAAAUUUACUUUGCGCCGACUUACAAAUACUUCUACAACUCGGACACUUAUUUUGGCGAGAUGAAAACAUCAAAGAAGAAAAGGAGAACACCAGCUUGGUGUGAUAGAAUACUAUGGCAUGGAAAUGGGAUUAGACAACUAUCAUACAUACGUGGAGAGUCCCGUUUUUCUGACCACCGGCCAGUUUGUGCUACAUUUAUUGUGGAUGUCGUGGUUAAUGAGUAUGGAUUGAAGAAGGAAAUACCUAGCUCUAAUAUGAAAGUUGAGAUUGAAGAGCUUUUACCAACAGAUAAUAGAUACUUGAGAAACUUGUACUAAACUUGCUAAGCAGAACCAUGGAAAGGUUGAAACAAUCCCC
This is a messenger RNA of Fragaria vesca subsp. vesca, 1928 nucleotides long. RefSeq names its product type I inositol 1,4,5-trisphosphate 5-phosphatase CVP2-like. The transcript is spliced from 10 exons. NCBI's taxonomy places the organism in Eukaryota, Viridiplantae, Streptophyta, Magnoliopsida, Rosales, Rosaceae. The record is from RefSeq and is a predicted model, not a curated record. The coding region runs from base 401 to 1888 and encodes 495 amino acids. Gene Ontology annotation, molecular function: inositol-polyphosphate 5-phosphatase activity; phosphatidylinositol-4,5-bisphosphate 5-phosphatase activity; phosphatidylinositol-3,4,5-trisphosphate 5-phosphatase activity. Gene Ontology annotation, biological process: phosphatidylinositol dephosphorylation.